Arachis ipaensis is the source of this 492-nucleotide messenger RNA. RefSeq lists its product as uncharacterized. Lineage: Eukaryota; Viridiplantae; Streptophyta; Magnoliopsida; Fabales; Fabaceae. The record is from RefSeq and is a predicted model, not a curated record.
AUGGCCUCUACUUCUAGGGUUCUUCUUCUUGUGCUUCUUGGUGCCCUUGUUUGCACCAUUGGUGCAACAAGGAAGCUUGGAAAUGACAAGAAUUCGUUUGGUGAUGAGAAGAACUUCGUCUUCCAUCGUCCAGGGUUUGGUGGUGGUCUUGGAGGAGGAGGUGGAGGUGGUUUUGGAGGCGGUGGAGGAGGAGGCUUAGGCGGCGGCGCAGGAGGCGGCUUUGGAGGGGGUGCAGGUGCUGGUGGUGGAGCUGGAGGAGGCCUUGGUGGCGGCGGUGGUGGAGGGUUCGGUGGUGGUGGUGGAGGAGGCAUUGGAGGCGGUUCAGGGUUCGGAGGAGGAGCCGGGUUCGGUGCAGGUGGUGGAGUUGGUGGUGGAGCUGGAGCUGGUGGUGGUGGAGGAUUUGGAGGAGGUGGCGGAGGUGGCCUCGGUGGCGGAGCCGGAGCUGGUGGAGGGUUUGGUGGUGGAGCUGGUGCUGGUGGUGGAUUUCCAUGA